UUUCAGGGUGGUAACGUUCUAUGUCAUCCUGCCUCGAAAAUAGACCUCCAGACUGAACUAAAAAAGCCUUUUUACUCGGAUUAACUUGUCAUCGUAAACUGAAGACGUUAACUGGAUUGUCUCUGUGCUGUUCUCUUUGUUUAAACUGCUCAACGUCUGAAGUGAAGACUGUCGUCAUUCGAAGCUAACUCGGCUAGCGUUAGCUCUAGUUGGAGCAAACAGAAGAGCUUUAACGGACUGAAAUAAACUUUGAAGAUUUAUUAAACAUGUCUACCGUCCAAAUUCUGAGAUGUUUAGUGAACCAGAGGCUGACUGCUGCUGCUGAAGAGGUUUUUGAGAUGUUUGAAAGAACGAUAGCAGACUACGAGGAGAAACUGAGACGAUCCAGAGAGGAGAACCAUCGACAACAGAAACUACUGAGUGCUGUUUACAACCCUGAAAUCCACCUGGACACAGCAGAGGUUGAACAGCUGAUGGUGAGAAAAGAAGAGGUUCUCCCUGAGCAGCAGGAGAGGAGCUCUAGUCUGAUCCAGGAGAUUACCGAGCCUCCACUCAUUAAAGAGGAACAGGAAGACUUAUGGAGAGGUCAGGACAGGGAGCAGCUUCAACAAGCAGAGGAGGAAGAUAACCUGUUCACUCCUAUCUCUGUGAAGAGUGAAGAAGAGGACGAAGAGGAACCUCAGUCCUCACAGAGUUGUCAAACUCAACCAGAAGAGAGCAGAGACACUGGGCUUCUUAAAACAGAUGCUGGUGGAGAGGAGUGUGGAGAAUCUGAAGCAGACAGAGACUUUAUUCCAGACUGGUAUUUUCUGCCAACUACUCCUGACAAGCCUUCACACCUUUUCAGACCUGACACUUACCAAAGUGGUGACUGGGGGGAGAGUGAUGAGCCUCAGGAAGGACUAAACCCUCUGCAGAACAAAGGUGUAGCAGUAAAUAUUCCUGUGACAUUUAACACUUUAAACACAUCAGUUAGUUCCUCUGAAUGUUCCCCAAAUAUUGGACAAAAGAAACAAAAGAGGAAGGAGAAAGGAGAGAAACCGUACAGUUGCUCAGUUUGUGGUAAAAGUUACCCAGGUAAGAAUAAUCUAAAAGAACACAUGUUACGUCAUGCAGCAGAGAAACCUUUUAGCUGCUCAGUUUGUAACAGAAGUUUUAUCAAGAAAACAGAACUGGUGACUCAUAUGAGAUCCCACACAGGAGAAAAACCUUACCAAUGCUCAGUUUGUGGUAAAAGAUUUACUCAGAGUGGAUCUCUGACAACUCACUUUGUCAUACACUCAGGAGUAAAACCGUUUAGUUGUUCUGUUUGUGGUAAAAGUUUUUCUCAACGGGGAGGUCUGAAGCAACACUCAGCUGUCCACACAACGGAGAAACUAUUCAGCUGCUCAUUUUGUGAGAACACUUUUCAGUCCAGAGCAGAUUUUGUUAAACACAUGAGGGCCCACGCAGUAGAGAAACCAUUCAGCUGCUCAGUUUGUGGUAAAGGUUUCUAUCAGUACUGCAAUAUGAAACAACAUGAGGUUAUGCACAUCAGAGAAAGCGUACAGUUGGAGGGUUUGUCAUAGCGAGUUCUCUCUGCUGUUGUUUUUCAUGAACAUAAAUGUGUUGUUAGGAGCAGCCAAACAUGAAUGUCACCUGUAGAGCAGGCCAAGCCCAACCUGACUUUUUCCUGUAAUAAUUCAUCUGGGUUUUUUUGGGCUCUUGUUUGUUUAACUAAUUUCUCUUGAUGUGUUAAACUCUUCAUGUUAUGUGAUCAAACAAUUUAAGUCUUCAAAGGCGGAGGUGGGGACUCGAGCUUUAGACUCUGACUUGAGUCAGACCUGAUAUUUGACUUGGACUCACACCUUACAGACCCCAGACUUGACUUGGACUUAAGGUUUGGGGCUUGUUCGUAGUUUUAUUUCUGGUGCAUUAUGAUAAGCUGAAUGUCAUUUCCUCCUUUCUCUCAGUACGCGGUCUGUCACAGGAUGUCACGGUUGAAAUGAAGGAGCGCUCAGAUAGAGAAACUCAACCGUCUUAGAAAAUGAAGAAUAAGAAGUCACUCUCUGCUAUAACUUUUCAUUUAAAGUUGGUUAAAAAAGGAUGCUGAUGAUUUCUUCUCAUCAGUUUUCUAGGCUCUGUUGUUCAGUUAACAGAUCAAUAAGUGUCUGCUUAUUCAGAUCACAAGUGUCCAGUGUUGCUAGUCUUAGUCGUAGUUUCAGUUAUUUGGGCUGUCUGCAUUAAUGCAUUAGCCCUCAGGCCCUCCUUUAAAAUAAUCACACUCUCCCUCUUUAAGCCCUUUUAGGACAUUGGAUGUAUUU
This is a messenger RNA of Cheilinus undulatus (humphead wrasse), 2303 nucleotides long. RefSeq names its product zinc finger and SCAN domain-containing protein 2-like. The record is from RefSeq and is a predicted model, not a curated record. The coding region runs from base 267 to 1568 and encodes 433 amino acids. Gene Ontology annotation, cellular component: nucleus. The transcript is spliced from 2 exons. Lineage: Eukaryota; Metazoa; Chordata; Actinopteri; Labriformes; Labridae.